Messenger RNA from Mya arenaria, 3000 nucleotides. Its product is annotated as tenascin-X-like. The transcript has 13 exons. Gene Ontology annotation, cellular component: cytoplasm; actin filament. Gene Ontology annotation, biological process: actin filament polymerization. Lineage: Eukaryota; Metazoa; Mollusca; Bivalvia; Myida; Myidae. The record is from RefSeq and is a predicted model, not a curated record. Bases 118 to 2514 code for a protein of 798 amino acids. Gene Ontology annotation, molecular function: actin binding; microtubule binding.
AUAAAUUUAUUAUAUCGAUAACACAUAUAAAAAAGUCCUUAGACGAUUAGCGAAAUAUUCAUAUAUUGUGGUAAUUGUUAGUCAAAGUGCUUUGGACGGGUAAGGCUAUUACCGGCCAUGUGGAUUCCAGUCACGGUGUUGUGUGUGUUGGUGGUGUUGAAUUCGGCACGGGCCGUACCGGGAUGGGGGUACUAUGGAUACUCUGGCUCCAGCAGCAGCAGCAGUAGCAGCAGCAGCAGCAGUGAAAGUAGCGGCAGCAACGAGCCGGUACAUGUCGGCGAGGAAUGUUCUUCUUCAAGUGGAUGUAUGGACCCGUAUGCGGAGUGUUUGGAGUUCGGAUGUAACUGCAAACUUUUCUGCCAGUGUAGACCCGGAUACAGCUUCGCCAAAAACGGGCAAUGGGGCUGUGGUAUCUGCUACCGAGAUGGUGAUGAGCCACCGUCCCCUCCAAGCCCACCAUCUCCCCAAACACCUCCAUCUUCACCGACCCCCGAUACACCUCCAAGCCCUCCGACCCCUCCAUCCUCACCGACCCCCGAUACACCUCCAAGCCCUCCGACCCCUCCAAGUCCACCAACCCCUCCAACUCCCCCGUCCCCUCCAACGCCAUCCGGAUGCGAUUGUGACUCUGAUGAGGACUGUAUAGACGACGAAUGUUACCCGGAGUGUGAGGGAUGCGAGGUCCGCGGACCUGAUAAAAAAUGUCAUGCUGAUUACUACGGCGAGUCAUGUAUUGAGGAUCCAGACAGUUGCUGCAAUAAUGAUUUGGAGUGUCUGAACGGAAAGUGCGUGUGUCGAGAUUCAGAUAAGGACUACGACGAUGAUAUCGAGGAAUGUCUCCGUCCGCUGGAUCCCCACUGUGACUGCGGGUUCGGGCAGGAUUGUAACUGCGAUCCGUCUGACGAAUGUGUUGACCGCAUAUGCUUACCGAUAUGUACCGGCGAGUGUGAUACCCGCGACCCCGACGGCGAAUGCCGUUCAGACGAAUACGGCGAGUCGUGCCUCGAUGAUCCUGACACGUGCUGUGGCGAAGACCUCGAGUGUGACGACGGAACGUGUAGAUGCGAGGACUCAGAUCUCGAAUAUGACCACGACGAAGGACGAUGCCUGGGAGAUGAGCUUGGUGAGCGCUGCAAGGACUUUCCGGACAUGUGCACGGUUAGAGACCCGCACACGCACUGUGAUGAUGGCAUUUGCGAGUGCAUGUCGCAGUACACAGAGAUUGAGGGAAUUUGUUGUGACGACUGCGAUGAUUCGAAGCACCAAGUCUGCUGCACAAAGAGUAAGAUCAACGGCAAUACUUGCCGAGGCCGCACCUUGGGCGAAUGUUUCUGCUACCAUGGUGUAGCCCGAGCUAGCAAUCCCCUGAUUUGCUGCGAGAACUGCGAGCUUCCGUCUACAUGCUGUGACUCCAACAAAUUGGGUGCUGGUUUUGAAGGCUGCAACAAUGACAAUGACUUGGGCAAAUGCGUCUGUGAGCAUGGCAUCGCAGACUCAACAGAAGACCCUAUGCUCUGCUGUGACGAUUGCGGUUCGGACAAGAAGUGUUGUACGAGAAACAUGGACUGCAAAGGCGCAACUCUUGGUGAAUGCUUUUGUGAACACGGCGUGCAACCAAACUCUGGGGGAAUGUGUUGCUCAUAUUGCCCCGGCCCACAGACGUGCAGCGAAGACGGAUCAUGCAAAGUCCCAAGACCAUGGGGAGUACCCUGCGACGCUGAUAACCCUUGCGUGGGCCUUUACGGUGUGGUUUGUAAACCGUACGACUGUUGCGGAAAGACAGUCAGCGACGACAGCGGCAGCUUGUACAGCGGACAUCAUGGAGCUAGCUCCCAUACGAAAUCUAAUGACGAUCAUAGCAUAAGCGACAGCACAAUAAUUACGCUACCGUCAUGUGAGGAAACAUUUUGUCUUUGUGACACCGCAAAGAAAAGGGCAUACACUAGAAACUCGAACGCCCCUUGUAAAAAAAGUAAUCUUUCCUACCUUAACCUGAGGAAACAUUGCAGAGACGCGUUCGAUGAUGACUCGUCUGGCGAUGAUUCAGAGAAAACAAAAACGAAAACCAAAGACACGAAAGAGAGCAAGGACACGAAGGGGGACAAGGACACGAAGGGGGACAAGGACACGAAGGACAGUAAGGGCACAAAGGAGAGCAAGGCCACUAAGGCUAGCAAGGCCACGAAGGAUAGCAAGGCCACGAAGGAUAGCAAGGCCACGAAGGAUAGCAAGGCCACGAAGGAAAGCAAGGCCACGAAGGCUAGCAAGGCCACGAAGGCUAGCAAGGCCUCUAAGGCUAGCAAGGCCACUAAGGAUAGCAAGGCCACUAAGGACACGAAGGGGAGCAAGGACACGAAGGAGAGCAAGGUAACGAAGGAGAGCAAGGACACGAAGGGGGACAAGGGCACGAAAGAGAGCAAGGACAAGAAUGAUAGCAAGGACAAGAAUGAUAGCAAGGCCACGAAGAAAAGCAAGGCCACGAAGCAGAGCAAGGCACCGAGCCAUGAGUCAUAGACGCAAUGUAGACACAUAUACAAGUAUACAACGUUCCUGUGUUUUCCCAACAGUGAAUGAUAUUUUUACAAACAAAACGUUUGUUGUGCCUUUGGUUUCACUUUGUACUGCACUGUUUCAAGCAUAAUGAUGUUUUCAAAUAAGGUAUGGGGAUAUACUUAUGUCAAUGUGGAUAUACUUGAAUACUUUAAUGUUGUGAGAUUUUUUUAAUUUAUCUUAUAUGGUUACGGGUGUGGUUUUUUUCGUUAGAAUGUAUGGAAUGAUUACUAUGUAUAUUGUACAAACAUGUGAUUUUCCUGAUGAAACAUACUCAUAACCCGAGGUAACUUAUUGGCCAUGCACCAAAACGUCAUAAUUAUUAUAAGUUUUGUUCUUAGAGGCUUGGAAGCUCUACCAUUGAACACUACUUAGCGAAUAGCUCAGACUUAUACUUUUAAAUGGCAAAUAGAAAAAAUGUAUCUUUCUAUGAAUAAAUCAUAAAAACAA